This is a messenger RNA of Malania oleifera, 1306 nucleotides long. RefSeq names its product NADPH-dependent pterin aldehyde reductase. Gene Ontology annotation, biological process: folic acid-containing compound metabolic process. Gene Ontology annotation, cellular component: cytosol. Gene Ontology annotation, molecular function: oxidoreductase activity, acting on the CH-OH group of donors, NAD or NADP as acceptor. The record is from RefSeq and is a predicted model, not a curated record. NCBI's taxonomy places the organism in Eukaryota, Viridiplantae, Streptophyta, Magnoliopsida, Santalales, Ximeniaceae. The coding region runs from base 293 to 1072 and encodes 259 amino acids. The transcript has 5 exons.
GAAUUUCACUUAUAUUAAGGGAGCAUAUCCAGUGUGGUGCAGCCUACUACAACUAGAAUAAUGGACCAAUCAUAUCGUAAUGCAUAUUAAUUAUACUAAUUUAUAUAUAAUUUAGAUUUAAAUCGAUUUUUUCUAUUUAUGAAACUAAAAUUAAAAUUAAAAUAGACUUUUUUUUGAAUCGAAAUCGAAAAUCAAAUACUAAAAAAUCAAAAUUUUCAGUCCAGUUUUCGAUUUUCCAAUAAUUUUGUACGCCCUCAGGACUCUGCCAACAGUGGCGCGUGCCACCGGUGUGAUGCGUAAAUUUGAAGCAUUAAGGGAGGGAAGGGAAAUGAGGACGUCACAGACGGCGCCGACGCAGGAAGGAACGAAUGCGACGAUGAGCAGAGGAGGAGGUCAUCGGAAGGUGCUGAUAACUGGAGUCAGCAAAGGGUUGGGCAGAGCCCUAGCUCUGGAGAUGGCCAAGAGAGGCCACACAGUCAUUGGUUGCUCUCGCUCUCAGGAGAGGCUCGACUCCCUCCGUCCCGAGCUCCCCUCCGAUAACCAUCUCCUCCUCACCACCGAUGUGAAAUCAAAUAGCAGCAUCGAGGAGAUGGCGCGUGUUGUGAUGGAAAAUAAGGGGGUGCCAGAUAUCAUAGUGAACAAUGCAGGUACAAUUAAUCAAAACAACAGGCUAUGGGAAGUCCCAGCAGAAGAGUUUGAUACUGUCAUUGAUACUAACUUAAAAGGGACAACAAAUAUAUUGCGUCACUUCAUCCCUCGUAUGAUUGAGAACAAGCAAGGUGUUAUUGUGAAUAUGUCAUCAGGGUGGGGAAGAUCUGCUGCUGCACAGGUAGCACCUUACUGUGCUUCAAAAUGGGCAGUUGAGGGGUUGACGAGGUCUGUGGCAAAGGAGUUGCCCAGUGGACUUGCAAUUGUUGCACUUAGUCCAGGAGUAAUAAACACCGACAUGCUUGCGUCAUGCUUUGGCAAUUCAGCUUCCCUGUACCAAACACCUGAGUCAUGGGCUCCGAAGGCAGCUACAAUGAUACUCAAUCUUACAGCAGCGGAUAAUGGCGCGUCUCUUACCGUAUAAUGAAGGAUCUCAACAAAACAAUUUUCAUUUGUGCAGUAUUGUUACAAACUGUCUUUAAUAGUUUCCUCUCUCUUUCGUUCUUUCUUUCUUUCUUCUUCUUCUUCCCCCAAAUGCUUACUGUAUGUGUUGUGUUAGCUGAAACAGAUUUGAGAUGUGCAUAUCCUUUUCCAUGUACAACAUACUGAUUUAAAACAAGGGGGAAAUUGAUAUUCUUUUGCCAAUUUUGAAUAUAAA